AACUUGCAAUGGAGAGCAAAGGUCAGCUCUACCCCCGUUGCGAGGACACUGAGUCUGAUCGUAGUCCGGAAGAUUACGACAAUGGUUCAGUCGGUACGACGAACAAGCCAUCCAAACGGAAAUCAAGAAAAAGCAUCACGAAAAAGAUGCUUUUAGAGGAGUUAUCCUCCAUGCGACUAGAAUUGGACCAAUUACGGAACGAGAAAGAUGUGCUGAUGCACACUCUGACACGCUCGGACUCACAAACCCAAAUUGAACCAUCUCGCCCGAACACUGCUGAGUCUUUCGGUGCAGUAGGAGAUACACUUCUGACAAGUGUUAACAACAUGUCACUCAGUACGAUGAACAUACCAGAGUGCAUUCCAUCAGAUGGGGAAUCAGAUAUCGAUAAAAAGAGCUUUGAAUACUGGAAAAAUAUUCUCUUGGCGUCUUUGAACUUGAUCCAGGCGAACGACGAGUAUACGAAAAUGGACGUAUUUAAAAUCAAAGCUGGGUCAAAGCUUUUGGAACUGUUCCAAGGAACAAAGUCUUCAUUGGGUAUGCCAGAGGAGACAUCCCAACCAUUUUCAAAUGCACUCGCUCGAUUGGAUUGCUAUUUCGGCUCGAGAGCCUACACGCUUUCACAGCGUAGUAAGCUAUUGAAUAUUGUACAGCGGGCUGAAGAAACAAGCAUUCAAUUUGUUCGAAGAGUAGCUUCAUCUGCUAAACUCUGUGGAUACGAUAAAGAGGACGACGAGAUGGAAGCGAUAGCAAGAACCGUGAUCAAGAGUGCUACCGAUAAGCGCGUACGUACUCUGGCACAUCGUAAUUGGGUAAGACAAGGCUCGUUGAAUGAUUUGAUCGACUUGGUCCGGGAUCAUGAAACGGAACUAUCAAAUGAAGAAGAAUUUCAGAAGAUGCGCCAACCACAAAGAACGAUCUCGGUAGCUGCAAUAUCCACUGACGGUGGCCAACGUAAACAAUUUCAACGAAACUCUACAGGAAGAUUCUACAGUUCUUUCCGCGGAAAAGAAACAUCUUCUCGAGCUCCGAUGCGGAACCAACGUCCAAUGGCAAACACAUGUUGGCGUUGCGCGAGUAUUUACCAUGGCCCUGGACAAUGCCCUUGCAGAGAUAAGAUUUGCCAUAACUGCAAGCAACUGGGACAUCUAGCUCGUUGCUGCCCUUCUCAAAACCGUGGAAGAAUCGCCCCGAAACGAUUCGCUGAUGUGGACAACGAAGCUCCUCCUAGGAAAAUUGCAGCCAUUAAAAACGAAGAAAACGAUAAUGACAAUCUGGGUGAAUGUUUAGCACUUUACAUUUAA
Molecule: messenger RNA, 1304 nt
Organism: Armigeres subalbatus
Lineage: Eukaryota; Metazoa; Arthropoda; Insecta; Diptera; Culicidae
Exons: 3
Coding region: 9-1304 (431 amino acids)
Molecular function (GO): zinc ion binding; nucleic acid binding
Source: RefSeq, a predicted model, not a curated record